CUUCUCUGAUUCUUCGAGUUGUAGUAGAAAUUGCCUACUGAACUGAAGAUAUAACUCCAUACAUUGGCAUUAUUUUCUUAUUUUAUUUCAAAUAUCAAUAUUCCACCACGAUGCGGUGUACAAGCAUAUCACUAAUUUUAUUAAGCGUUUGUGCAACUUUUCUUCAUGCUGAAAAAACGAAACGGGCUGCUUAUGCUAAUGGUGGAAAUGGCUACGGAAAUGGCGUCUACAAUGGUGCAAACGGAAAUGGAAAAGCUUACGGUAAUGGCGCUUCUUACAGAAAUGGUAAUGGAGUUAAUGGUGGCUAUAAUGGUAACGGAGCGUACAGCAACGGAAACGGAAAUGGAGCCUACAGUAAUGGAAAUGGCAACGGAGCAUACGGUAACGGAAAUGGCAAUGGAGCCUACAGCAACGGAAAUGGCAACGGAAAUGGAAACGGAGCAUAUAGCAAUGGACGCAACGGGGCUUAUGGUAACGGUAAUGGUAAUGGAAACGGAGCAUAUGGUAACGGAGCCUACGGUAAUGGAAAUGGUGUUUACGGCGUUGGAAAUGGCAUUUACGGAAACGGAUAUGGAAAUGGUUAUGAUGAAUACGAAGAUUUAGGUGUGGAAGCUUUCGGUACACCAGGUGUUGAUUUCCCAGUUUUCAGUGAAGUACCCUUAACGAGUUUUAGUUGUGCUGAUCAAGCAUUUCCAGGUUAUUUUGCUGAUCCCGAAGCUCAAUGCCAGGUAUUUCAUAUUUGUCAAUCCGAUGGUCGUCAAGAUAGUUUUUUAUGUCCAAAUGCUACUCUUUUCAAUCAACAAUACUUUGUCUGCGAUUGGUAUCAUAAUGUUGACUGCAGUUUAGCACAAAGUUUUUAUGAAUUGAAUGCUGAAUUAUUUAAAGAAUCAAAUGGUAAUGGCUAUUACAGUAAUGGUUAUGGUAAUGGUAAUGGAAACGGCAAUGGUAUUUCUGUGUAUGGAACAGGAGCAAUAGGUGGAAAAUAUGGAGAAAAUGGCGUUUACCAAAGCAUCUCUAAUGGUUACAGAAAUGGAAAUGGCAAUGGCUACAAUGGCAAUGGAGCAGCUUAUUCAAAUGGAAAUGGAGCUUAUCGUAAUGGACAAAAUGGUAAAUAUAGAAAUGGCGGAAACGGUAAUGGACUCAAUGGAAAUGGCUACAGCAAUGGUCAAAACGGUGCUUAUGGAAACGGAAACGGAAACGGAGCUGCUACCUACGGCAAUGGAAAUGGUGGUUAUGCAAAUGGUAACGGUAAGAAUGGAAAUGGUAACGGAUACAAUGGUGGUAAUGGCUAUAGUAAUGGGAAAGCACGUAAUGGAUAUAGUAAUGGGCUUAAUGGAAUCAAUGGUUAUAGCAACGGAAAAGGACGCAACGGAUAUGGAAAUGGCAAUGGUAAUGGCAACGGAAACGGAUUAGCAGUUUACAGCAAUGGUCGUAAUGGUGGAUAUGGAAAUGGAAAUGGUCGUAAUGGUGGAUAUGCCAAUGGCAAUGGAAAUGGAGCGGCUGUUUAUGGAAAUGGAAACGGAUAUAGUAAAGGACUUAAUGGUGGUAACGGAAAUGGAGCUUAUAGAAAUGGCAAUGGAAAUGGCAAUGGUUUAGCUUAUAAAAAUGGAAACGGAAAUGGAUAUACUAACGGUAACGGUAAUGGCGCAGCUUCUUACAGGAAUGGAAACGGCUAUGCUAAUGGCAAUGGAAAUGGCUAUGCAAAUGGUAACGGAAAUGGAAACGGAGCGCUUUAUUCUAAUGGAAAUGGAGCUCUUGUAAAUGGCAAUGGUUAUGCCAAUGGAAACGGAAACGGCGCAGCAGCUUAUAAAAAUGGAAAUGGUUACGCAAAUGGAAACGGAAACGGCGCAGCAGCUUAUAAAAAUGGAAAUGGUUAUGCCAAUGGUAACGGAAAUGGCGCAGCAUAUAAAAAUGGAAAUGGAGCAAGUUCUUAUAGCAACGGUAAUGGUUUCGCUAACGGAAAUGGUAAUGGCUAUUCUAAUGGGAAUGGAAACGGAGCGGCUUACUCAAAUGGAAAUGGAAACGGAGCUGCUUACUCAAAUGGAAAUGGAGGUCAUGCCAAUGGAAAUGGCAAUGGUAGCAAAAGCUACAGGAGAUAA
This is a messenger RNA of Centruroides sculpturatus (bark scorpion), 2099 nucleotides long. Its product is annotated as glycine-rich cell wall structural protein 1.8-like. Lineage: Eukaryota; Metazoa; Arthropoda; Arachnida; Scorpiones; Buthidae. The record is from RefSeq and is a predicted model, not a curated record. The coding region runs from base 111 to 2099 and encodes 662 amino acids. Gene Ontology annotation, molecular function: chitin binding. The transcript has 5 exons. Gene Ontology annotation, cellular component: extracellular region.